Messenger RNA from Varanus komodoensis (Komodo dragon), 1899 nucleotides. RefSeq names its product transmembrane protein 267 (gene TMEM267). Lineage: Eukaryota; Metazoa; Chordata; Lepidosauria; Squamata; Varanidae. Bases 106 to 765 code for a protein of 219 amino acids. The transcript has 3 exons. The record is from RefSeq and is a predicted model, not a curated record.
GCGCAUGAGCCUUCCCGUAUUUCUCUUGCGGCGGUCGGGAGAAUGACUGAAGAUUGAACAGACAAUGGGCCAUAUGUACCCUGAUCACAUUUUGUGCAUGGAGAGAUGUUUCUUGCUAUGGCAUCUGAGACUGAAAAGGCCCAUGCUCUUCUCCAUUCGUUCAGCUCAGCUUCUGUUAUUUCAAGCCUAGGAUUGGGGAUUUUCUGCUUUGUAGCAGAUAGACUUCUACAGUUUUCUAUCAUUCAGCAAAAUGACUGGCUGCGGGCACUCUCUGAUAACACUGUGCAUGGUGUUGUGGGAUUGUGGUCUUGGGCAAUAGUGAUUGGUCUCAAGAAGAAAAGUGACUUUACUGAAGUCAUUUUAGCAGGUUUCCUCUCAUCUGUGAUUGACGUGGAUCACUUUGUUCUAGCUGGCUCUCUGUCAUUAAAGGCUGCUCUGACUCUUCCACGAAGACCUUUCCUUCACUGUUCUACUGUGAUUCCUGUUGUGUGUCUGAUGUUGAAAUUUAUUAUGCACCUUUUCAAGCUGAAGGAUUCCUGGUGUUUUCUUCCCUGGAUGUUGUUUAUUUCCUGGACUUCACAUCAUAUUCGAGAUGGAAUUCGUCAUGGCCUGUGGAUCUGCCCAUUUGGAAAAACUGUUCCCCUGCCUUACUGGCUUUAUGUGGCAAUCACUGCAUCAUUACCUCAUCUCUGUUCGUUUAUUAUGUAUUUAACAGGAACAAGAGAACUGAUGUUGAUAAAACAUGGGAUUCGUAUUGAUGUCUAAAGAUAUUAUAGUGGGUUGUGUUUGCAUCACAGAAAUCAUUCUCUCAUGAUUUCUAAGUUAGGCUUAAGGAGAUGCCACAGCGCUUUAUAGCUUCAGUGGUGAGUCUCUAAAGCCACUGCUGCACAAGGAAAGUGACUUGGUAAUGUCUAAGCAAUGUCUUUAUUAGCAUCUCCUUCAGUCCAUGCUUUGCUUUGGUUUAUUCCACAAAUCAUAAAGUACGUUUUGAAAAAUCAGUAGCUGCUAUCUCAUCUAUCCCUCUCUUUUUGCCAGUCCAUGAAUCAUUCCCCACUUCAUAAAUUCACGUUUCAGGAAGGAGCUAAAAUGUUCCCCUGUUCUCAGCUUCUUGUAUAUUCUUGGAGCUCAGAAGAGGCUCAUAGAACUGAGAACAGAGGCCAGUGUGAGGUGUGGAAUGAUACUUCCAAGGCAUCUGGUGGAAGUGGUAUGGAUACAUAUAUAAUUUAUUAUGUAUUAAAAAUAUGCCUUAGCUGCUGUUCAUGACCGAAGGCAUCCUCCAUCCCAGUGUAAAUUUAAUUUAAAACAGUACAUAAUAGAUCAGAUAGGAUGCAGGAGAGGUCCCUCAUCAAUCUUCCAACCUUCCUAAAUAAUUAUUAGUGUUUCUUUAACAUUCUCCUGCUUCUCUCUCCUAUAGGGCCUUUACUCUAGUCACACUCUGUUGUUCAUAUUUCUGUCUUCUAAGCUUCAUCCUGUCUCCAUUUAGUUGUCAUAUGCAGAGCACUGCAUAUGCUGUAAAUAAUCAAAUAUGUAAAUAAGCAAAACUGUAUAUUGUUCAGAAAAAUCUAACUACAGUGAUCUUGCACUUUAUUUAAAUUGGGGUCACCAACUGGAGACCCUGCAGCCAAAGCUGCCAACUUGAAGAGAACUGCCUUGGCACCUCAUUGCAAAAGUGGUGAGGGAAGCAAUUGUGUGCCUGGCAAGCUAAUACUGUAACUAGCCAAGUAUUUUAUUUGCCAGUUGCACAGAUCAGAUAACUUCUUUGCUUUUUUUUAAUGUGGAAGAGUAUCUGUUUUCAGAAGUAAGAGAUUUCAUCUUGUAAAAACAUAAAAGGGAUGAAACAAAGAACUGACUCUGUCACAAUACUGUUUAUGGUACAACAAUAAAAGCAUUUGCUUUAAA